AUGUGCGGAAUCGGAGUGUUUGUUAACUGUGAGCCAGAUGAUCGAACAAUCAAAGCAUUGAAAAACCGAGGGCCAGAUUUUUAUCACCAGGAGACCUUCAACGUUGUAGGACAGUCAGUAACAGUCGUUGCUACUGUUUUGUCUCACCAAGGAGAAGGAAUAAUUUCGCAGCCCAUUGUCACCGACGACUUUAUUUUCCUUUGGAACGGCGAAGUUUACGAUCAUCCUCGCUAUCAACCGCAAGAAGGUGGCGAUACCAACUGGUUCUUUGAUAAUGUCGGUUCGCAAAUCACCGGCGAAAAUGCGACAGGAAUUGAAAUCAUGAAAGAAAUCAGAGGAGAGUUUGCAUUUUGCACAAUCAACCGAAAAACUGGAGAAAUUUCUUUUGGACGAGAUCGACUCGGUCGCCGAUCAUUGCUUCUUUAUUCCUUUGAAAAUAAAUUUAUUCUGGCUUCAUCUUCGUCUGGCUAUCACUUCAUAGAACUACCCGCUGAUGGUCUCUACAGUUUUAACUUGAAAAUGAUGGACAAACUCAAGAGACAUCCAUUCGCAGCGAAUACAAAAGUUGAUGGGCACAUGCUCGACGAGUUUUUAUUCUCGAAUUUGAACGAAAACAUGUUAGCAAUAGAAGGAAUCAAAGAUGGGAAACUACACUCGCUUCCAGUCGAGAAUGUUCAAGGCUCACUUACUUCCGAUUUAUGGAACUUCGAGCAGAAUUUUGACGGGUCUUGCACUAACGACUGGUUGCCAGAGCUUGAAAUAGUCUUCAAAAAAGCAGUUGAGCGCAGAGUAAAGCUAAGAAAAGGAUCAGUAGGAGUUCUAUUCUCUGGUGGACUUGAUUGCUCUCUUGUGGUAGCGCAGGUGCUGGAAAUUUUCGAAGGACAGCGGGAGUUAGCGACUACGGUUUAUCUCUACUCUGUUGCGUUUGGAGACAACGAGGAAAAAUGCGAAAAGUGUCCAGAUAGAAUAACCGCCGUAGCAGCAUUUCAAGAAAUCACAGAAGCUCAUCCAACAGCGGAUUUGAUCCUCGUCAAAGAAAAUAUUUCAAAACAGGAGCUUCAGAAAACCAGAGAUGAGAGAAUAAAACAUCUGAUAUCUCCUCGAAUUUCCGUUCUUGAUGAUUCUAUCGGCAGUGCGCUUUACUUUGCUGCUCACUCCGAAGUUGGCAGUGAUUGUAGAUUGCUUCUUUCUGGCCUCGGUGCGGAUGAAUUGUUUUGUGGGUAUUCUUGUCAUAGACGCGUUCACGAUCGUGAAGGACUUGAUGCUUUAGGGCUAGAAGUUCAAACGCACAUUGAAAGAAUCGCCGAAAGAAAUUGCGGUCGAGACGAUCGAGUGAUUUCAGAUAGCGGGCGAGAAUACAGAAUGCCUUUUCUCGAUUUGGAUUUGAUCAGUUUCUCCUCGUCAAUUCCAAUUCCAGCGAGAUGCGAUCUGACAAAGCCAAGGGGAGAAGGUGAAAAGAUGCUCUUGAGACAACUUGCUUACAAAAAGGGAUUAAAAACAAUUUCUUCGUUCGAGAAGCGCGCGAUCCAGUUUGGCUCAAGAAUAGUGAAGAUGGAAGACAAGAAAGUGAAGGGAAACGAUAUCUGUGCAAACUUACAGAAAUAG
Messenger RNA from Oikopleura dioica, 1605 nucleotides. Lineage: Eukaryota; Metazoa; Chordata; Appendicularia; Copelata; Oikopleuridae. The record is from the annotation of a GenBank genome assembly.